Molecule: messenger RNA, 3241 nt
Organism: Diachasma alloeum
Lineage: Eukaryota; Metazoa; Arthropoda; Insecta; Hymenoptera; Braconidae
Gene: HBS1
Product: HBS1-like protein
Exons: 9
Coding region: 1012-3093 (693 amino acids)
Biological process (GO): translation
Molecular function (GO): GTP binding; GTPase activity
Source: RefSeq, a predicted model, not a curated record
AUAGAGGUUAACUACAAACAGAAAUUACAUGAGAAUUCGAAAAAAUGUCAAUAAUAAAUUUUUUUUCUCUCGAAUAAAACCGCCCUUCUCAGAAAUAUCCAAUGUUAAAAAUCUUAAUUUUUGUGAUUUUAACGUUUUUUUCUGAGAGAAAAUGGACAAAAAUCUUUUCAGAGAAUCUUCAUGUUGAGUUCUUGUAACAAUGUAAUGUUCAAUCUGUUUUUAGUUAAUCUCUAUGGAUCUCCCUAGAAAAUAUCGUCCGUUGAAUUUUUCAAUUUAUCAAAUAUUUUUGUGUUUUUUUUUUAAAUGAGCUAUUCAGAUAUAUUGUACGUUCUGGCAAAGAUUAAUUGUUCCACAGCGGAUAUGCCACGUUAAUGGUUUUCCUCCAUUACUUCUGAAAAAAUUACCUUCUAAUCCAUAUAUUCACAUAUAUUCUAUUCCAUUCUAUAUAUUCACAUCUUCAGCCAUCAUCUCAAUUGAAUUUCUUCACGCUUGACGGAACAAAAUUUGAAAUUUUCAAAUUGCCCAGUUCUCUCACAAGAUAUCCGUAAUUGAACAUUAUUUUCUGCAAAUUUCCGGUUCAUUGGAGGGAAGGGUUUAAAUGCGGCGUAAAUGCUAGAUUUUCAAUUGAUAUUAUAAAAACUGAAUUUUUGGCGCAUAUCACAGAUUCAUACUCCUAUAUGCUAGAAAUCAUGAAAUCAAUAUUUUUACUGUUUAUUAUGUUUUGGGAAACAAAAUUGGGCAGGAAUUUAAAAAUAAUGUAUAAAUUAUGUAGUUAAUAGUUCUUAGUUAAUAGAUGCUGUAAAAUGUUCAACGAUAAGCUUUACAAAAUUCAAUCCUCCCCUCCCCCACACCACAAUCGUUUGGCCUAAGUGUUUCCAUCAGGUGUCAAAAAGGACAAAAGCAGACAAAAGUUUUGUGCUCUCCAGCUGUGUGGUGCUCCAUUCUGAACGAAUGUUUCGGAUUCGAUCAUUUAUAAAUAAAGAGGACGAGACAGAAUAAAUCUGAUAAAAAAUGUCGCGGCAUCGAGAUGUACGGACUAUGAAAUACUCCGACGAGUAUGAUGGUUACGAUGAUGUUUAUGGCCAUUCUGUGGAAGAUGAUUACUGCGUAUCUCCCAGUGCCGAACAAUUUAUGUUCGAUCGUAACAAGCAACAGAAUAUUGCUGCCUUUUUCACCGAACCAGAUAUUAAAGAAGACAACGAAGAGGACGAGGAAGCUUGUGGAAUUCCAAAAAAGCCUGAACUCUCUGAAAUCGACACUGCAAAACUUGUAUCGUGUAUUGAAGUGAUUAGAAAUGUCAUUGGCGACUCAAUAUCUGACGCAGACCUUACAGAGAAAAUCAUCAAGGCUGAUUUCAAUGCUGAAGUCGCUCUUGAUGAAAUUUUGAAGGCCACACCCCAGAAAAAUGAAUUUCCAGCAGCAAUGGUGAAGGACCGGCUGGACUCACAAACAGGUGUCAAAGCAAUGAAGCCAGUGCUGCAAGUGUCAGUCCCAUCAACCAUAAAAGUGGUGCCAGCAGCGACCAAAACCGUGAUAAAAGGCUUUAACCUGAGUGCGGAAAGCCAUGAAUUUCUUUCGCCUCGAAUUGAAACACCAAGGUCCCAAAGUCCAGCGUCAUUGCCACACUCGCCUAAUCCCCGCCGUAAGGAUGACAGCAACAAACGAUUAGAACUUUUAACAUCAACAACUCCAAGGUGUCAAUCCCCAAUGGGAGUGGGAUCUGGACGUGCAACUCCAGAUACAGAGAUUCGAGGAAAAACUCUAGAAGACAAGCGGGACGUUGUGUUGAUUUACAAAAAAAAACGAGGGGAUUCUAAGGAGCAGUUGCAUCUUGUUGUUGUGGGUCACGUGGACGCAGGGAAGAGUACUCUUCUGGGCAGAUUGUUGUGCGAUCUAGGACAGGUGUCUUCUAAAUUGAUUCACAAGUAUCAGCAGGAGAGCAAGAAAAUCGGAAAGCAAAGCUUUGCUUAUGCUUGGGUGCUGGACGAGACUGGAGAGGAACGGGAAAGAGGGAUCACAAUGGAUAUUGGCUACUCUAAGUUUGAGACUGAUACCAAAUCGGUGACGCUCCUUGAUGCUCCUGGACACAAAGAUUUCAUUCCUAAUAUGAUCACUGGAGCUACGCAGGCUGAUGUAGCACUUUUAGUUGUUGAUGCGACGAGGGGGGAGUUUGAGACUGGAUUUGAGAGCGGCGGACAGACGAGGGAACAUGCUUUGCUUCUACGUUCAUUAGGUGUUUCAGAAUUGGCAGUAGUAGUCAAUAAGUUGGAUACAGUAGACUGGUCAAAAGAUAGAUUCAAUGAAAUUGUUGAUAAAAUGAGUAUUUUUUUGAAACAAGCUGGGUAUAAGGACAGAGUUACGUUCGUACCCUGCAGUGGACUAUCUGGAGAGAAUAUCGUCAUGCCCCCUAAAGCAGAAGAACUCUCUAGUUGGUACACAGGUCCAACUCUUCUCUCAGUGAUUGACAAUUUCAAAUGCCCUGAACGACCAGUAAACAAGCCCUUCCGUUUCUCCGUUAACGAUAUUUUCAAAGGCACAGGAUCAAAUUUCUGUGUCUCAGGACAUGUGGAGACUGGAAUGGUGGCUGCUGGAGACAAAGUUCUCGUGUCACCUCACAAUGAGAUUGCUGUAGUUAAAGGAAUGCAAAUCGAUGAACUAUCGACAACCAACGCCUUCGCAGGUGACCACGUUUCUCUCACUCUAACUGGAAUAGAUCAACAGAACGUAGCAGUUGGAGAUGUAAUUUGUACUCCAUCGAAGCCAGUUCCCGUGACAACAUGUUUCCAAGUUCACGUAGUUAUUUUCACAGUCGCAAUUCCUAUUACCAAGGGCCUUCCAGUGGUUCUCCACGUUCAAUCUCUCGUGCAGCCAGCUGUUAUCACAAAAUUAAUUGCACAACUGCAUAAAAGUAGUGGUGAAGUGGCGAAAAAAAGACCCAGAUGUUUACCCAAAAAUUCAAGUGCAAUCAUUGAAAUUAAAACGAACCAACCAAUUUGUUUGGAGCUGUACAGAGACGUUAAGCAACUUGGGCGAGUUAUGCUCAGGGUAGCUGGAACGACAAUUGCUGCUGGGCUAGUGACAAAAAUCAAGUGAAGGUCUUUAAGUAAAUACGUCUUAAUAAGCUUUCAUAUCGCAAUCAAAAUAUAUUCUUCAUGAUUUGUCAAUAAUUCGAGUCUCAAAAACUUGUAAAUUAAUUACAUCAUUAUUCUGAUCAUAAAUAUAAGAAAAUUCACCAAUCAAA